Molecule: messenger RNA, 429 nt
Organism: Lactuca virosa
Lineage: Eukaryota; Viridiplantae; Streptophyta; Magnoliopsida; Asterales; Asteraceae
Source: the annotation of a GenBank genome assembly
AUGAAAAUAACCCUUCUUUCUAUCGGUCGUUCCCUUCUUCCGACUCCAUCCACACUCCAUCGACCACUCCCUCCGCCUUCGCCUCCAACGCCCACCAGUUUCAUCGAUCCUCCCUCAAUCGAACACCUCUACCUCCCGUCAACGAUCAACAACGACUACCAAUCAACAAUUCUUAAUCCGCUUAUGCUGCCUAUGCUAGAAAGAUCAACCUCGAGAACUAUGGGUUCAUCAACAAUUCCUCAGAGACUUCACGGAAUCGUUCAUCAAUGGCAGCCAUCGCUUGAUUUCCUUCAUCUCACUCCAUCACUCUGUGCCAAUUCGAUCCCGACUCCCGAGAAUUCUUCUUCAAGCGGGCCAAGUGGUUCGAUAGUUGGUCAUCUUCUGGAUUAUCUCAACGAGUCUUGGACUCAGUUUCAUGCCACAGAUUGA